AUGAGCUGCAGAAACAGUGGAAGAGAAUACUACAGCAUGCAACUAACAUGUUCAUUGCUUUUCCUGGGAAUAUUUGUUAUCCCAGUCAUCUGUUGCCAUGGCCAGGUUGAUCCCCUCGCCCUAGGCCGUGCAGAUCCCCAGUGCUGGGAGACAUCAACAGCAAUCCUACUGGAGAUGAAGAAGCCACGCAUCGCAGACACUGUAACUGGCUUCUGGGAUUUAAUGAUUUACCUGAAGUCCUCUGAGAACAUAAAGCACGUCAUUCUGUUCUGGGACCUAGCACAGCUUUUCUGGGACAUUUAUGUGGACUGUGUGCUUUCUAGAACACAUGGCCUUGGGAGGAGACAGCUGAACGAUGGAAACAAGGAAAUAACAAACUUGAUUUCACAUCUCACAUUAAAGACAUAUUCCCAUGGUCAGAGAUCAAUACUACCGCAAAAGAAAAGCCUCAGUGAAGAAUUAAUAGGUAUCCGAGUACACAAAAGUGAAUCGAGACUGCUGGGCAGCAUCCAAAGGGGCGUCAAGAGGAAAUAA
Molecule: messenger RNA, 534 nt
Organism: Xenopus laevis (African clawed frog)
Lineage: Eukaryota; Metazoa; Chordata; Amphibia; Anura; Pipidae
Gene: fam237a.L
Product: protein FAM237A-like
Exons: 2
Coding region: 1-534 (177 amino acids)
Source: RefSeq, a predicted model, not a curated record